CUCUCAAAGGUCGCCGGAAUAUCUUUCUCCGGCGGUUCUGUCUAUUGUGUCAUUUUCUUAGCUUUUAUACAAUAACAUAUGAUGAAGAUAGGUUGACCUUCAUUUUCUUUUCUCUUCUGUUUGGUUACUGAGAAAACAAGAGAAAUCAGAGAGAAAGCUUUAAUCUUUUUUCAAUAUCCUUCAAAAGAAUCAAAACCCCAUCUGGGUUUUGUUGUUCACCUUAUUCUGUCAUCCGGGUGUUUGUUAAAAUUCCUAAAAAAAUAAAAGCUUUCCGCUUGAAAUACCACAAUGAUCAGUGCUAAAGACCUCUACAAUGUCAUGACUGCCGUUGUGCCACUCUAUGUGGCGAUGUUUUUGGCCUACGGCUCAGUGAAAUGGUGGAAAAUCUUCAGCCCGGAUCAGUGCUCCGGCAUCAACCGAUUUGUGGCCCUGUUUGCAGUUCCUCUGCUCUCUUUCCACUUCAUUUCCACCAACAACCCGUAUGCCAUGAACUACAGGUUCAUAGCUGCAGAUACUCUCCAGAAAAUCAUAGUCUUGGCGGUUUUAGCCAUCUGGUCUAGAGCCAGCUCAAGAGGCUCCCUCGAAUGGUCCAUCACUCUGUUUUCACUUUCUACUCUCCCAAACACUCUGGUCAUGGGGAUUCCUCUGUUGAAGGGAAUGUAUGGGGAAGCCUCAGGGACCUUAAUGGUCCAAAUAGUUGUGCUUCAGUGUAUAAUCUGGUACACAUUGAUGCUCUUUCUGUUCGAAUACAGAGGAGCCAGACUCUUGAUAGCCGAGCAAUUUCCGGACAAUGCUGGCUCUAUCAUCUCCUUCAGGGUUGACUCCGACGUUCUUUCACUAGACGGAAAGGAGCCGUUGCAGACCGAAGCUGAGGUCGGUGAGGAUGGGAAACUCCAUGUCACCGUGAGGAAGUCAACGAGUUCUCGGUCGGAAAUUUUCUCUCGCCGGUCACAUGGUCCGCACUCCGGUGUUUCUUUAACUCCCAGACCGUCUAACUUGACCAAUGCAGAGAUUUACUCUCUUCAGUCAUCCAGAAACCCAACCCCUAGAGGGUCCAGCUUCAACCACAAUGAUUUCUACUCAAUGGUGAAUGGAAAAAACGCCAGCAAUGUUAGUCCACGGCAGUCCAACUUUGGGACUCUGGGUUUUGAUGAAGAGAAUGGACUUGCCGUGUUUGGAAACCCAGUGAGAGCCAAUGGAAAUGCUUAUCCAGCUCCUACCAGUGCGGGGAUCUUCUCUCCGGUGACCGGACCAGGUGGGAAGAAGAAAGCAAAUGGGGCUGAAAAUGGCAAGGAUUUGCACAUGUUCGUCUGGAGUUCCAGUGCUUCUCCUGUAUCAGAAGGUGGGCUUCAUGUUUUCAGGGGAGGGGAGUAUGCCAACGAUCUUGGUGGGGUAGCUCACCCUAAAGAUUAUGAUGAGUAUGGUAGGGAUGAGUUCAGUUUCGAUAACAGACAGACAGCUAAUGGAGUUGCUGGAGAAGGGCCAGUGCUGUCCAAGCUGGGUUCUAGCUCCACAACGGAGCUUCGACCCAAGGCUAAUGCCCAUGUUGAGUCUAAGCCAACUUCUAUGCCUCCAGCUAGUGUUAUGACCCGGUUCAUCCUCAUAAUGGUGUGGCGAAAACUGAUCAGGAAUCCCAACACCUAUUCCAGCCUGAUUGGCCUCACUUGGUCUCUAGUUUCAUUCAAGUGGAAAAUUGAAAUGCCUGCGAUAAUUGCUGGUUCCAUAGCCAUUCUCUCCAACGCAGGUCUUGGAAUGGCCAUGUUUAGUCUUGGUUUGUUUAUGGCACUUCAACCAAAACUCAUUGCAUGUGGAAACACGAUUGCUACCUUUUCCAUGGCUGUUAGGUUCCUCACUGGUCCUGCAGUCAUGGCUGCUGCCUCAAUUGCUGUUGGGCUGAAAGGGGUUCUCUUGCAUAUUGCCAUUGUGCAGGCUGCUCUUCCACAGGGGAUCGUCCCCUUUGUCUUUGCCAAGGAAUACAAUGUUCAUCCAGACAUACUCAGCACAGGGGUGAUAUUUGGCAUGCUAAUUGCCCUUCCCAUCACACUGGUUUAUUACAUCUUGCUGGGGCUAAAAGGCUAAGAAAAGAAGACUAGGCGACCAUUUUGAAUGGUUGUUUUUCUUAUUUUGGUUGGAGGGGUUCUCUAACUAAAGCAUCAUAUAAAUGUAGGAACUCAGGAGAAGGUGGAGAAGAUUAACACAAAUUCUCUUCUCAGAAAAGGAGAAAUUGACAAAAUUGGGGAGUAAGAAUUUUUGUAAUGGCUUCUUGUGCUUUUGUUCUUUUGCUGAAAAAAGUGAAUUUGUCUUGUCUGUAGUUAAUUUCUCAAUCAAAGAUGCCCCUUUUU
Rubroshorea leprosula is the source of this 2342-nucleotide messenger RNA. The record is from the annotation of a GenBank genome assembly. NCBI's taxonomy places the organism in Eukaryota, Viridiplantae, Streptophyta, Magnoliopsida, Malvales, Dipterocarpaceae.